AUGAAUUUUGACCAGAAGGCUGUGAAAUUCCUGGCAAACUUUUACAUCAAUGGAGGCAAACACUGGACCCAUGGCUCCCUGAGGCCGAAGUCGAUUCCGGCUGGGUAUGUGUUGGCUCUCUGUCUCCCUUGCAGGCCCAAGACAGCUCUGAUGUUGUCCGGCCCCGAGUCCACCUGGGACGAGAUGUGGCCCCCAGCCAUGCAGGAGUUCCCAGCACCCCUCAAGAUGCACGUGAGCCCUCUCCAGGGCCCCUCGCAGAUCUGCACCCGGAACCUGAAGGAGCUGUGGCUGGAGCGUCGGCCCCCCAUUGUGACCGACCUGGACGUCCCAGGCCCCACCAAGUACGAGGUGCUGGAAGCUUCGGUGCGGGAAUCAUCCCCGCACCCCCACUUCAGUAUCGGCCGCAAGCCCCCGACCCGCGAGGGCGGUGGCCGCAGGGCAUGGCAGACCGAGUGGUUACAUAGUGAAAGCCCUUUUACACAGAAAGCCGACUUCAACCGCGAGCAACAGUGGCCAUCGCCCGCCGACUACCGUCCACUCAGCGGGCCCGCCUUACCCGCCUUCAGCUUCGGGGGACGCUGCCCCGCCUCCAAGAUAGAGGAGGCACCCCGCAACCCCGGCCCAGCCGCCUAUUACGUGGAGGAUUGCUACAACUCGCGCUUCCCCUCAGCGCCCGGAGUGGUCAUCCAGGGCGUGCGAAGACCCAAGCGCCAUGACACAGGCCCCUUCUGCACGCUUUAGAGCCUGCUAGACACAGCCCAGCCGGUUAUCGCUCGGAACCCUGCCUCCCUGGGAGCUUUCCCAGGCCUCCCUCCUGAACUGGGUGCGCUCAGUCUGGCCUUCUGACUCCCUGGGCACCCCUGAUCCACCCUCCUGGCCAGCUGACCCUUCUGUGAGCUGUGGAUGAGGAGGGCCCAGCCCAAAGCACCCCCCCCCACACACCCAUUUCUAUAUA
Pteropus alecto (black flying fox) is the source of this 955-nucleotide messenger RNA. It is a transcript of the gene STPG3, whose product is annotated as sperm-tail PG-rich repeat containing 3. The coding region runs from base 1 to 741 and encodes 246 amino acids. The record is from RefSeq and is a predicted model, not a curated record. Lineage: Eukaryota; Metazoa; Chordata; Mammalia; Chiroptera; Pteropodidae. The transcript is spliced from 6 exons.